Messenger RNA from Drosophila suzukii, 1003 nucleotides. NCBI's taxonomy places the organism in Eukaryota, Metazoa, Arthropoda, Insecta, Diptera, Drosophilidae. The record is from RefSeq and is a predicted model, not a curated record.
AUUAGUAUCACAUUCAAUUGGAGUCUAAAGAUGAUGGUGAUACAAUCGGAAUAUUUGAAAAUCGAUGAAGCCCUGGACAUCUGCUCCGCGAUGGAGGAUGAUCUUAACGAGUGUCUGGACAUGGUGAUGGCCAUGGACCAGAAGUACAAUGAACCAGGGCGCUACGUUAUAUCCAUGAAGCCCUUUACCAAGGACUAUCCGUUGGUCUGCCGCAAGUCUACGGAUAUGGAUACGACCUCCCAACACAGUUUCGACUCGGAACUGGAGAUGCUGAGCCAACUUUACGGAGCCAGAAGUGCCCAUGAACUGGACGAGUCCUAUGUGGAUGUUCGCUAUAAGUUUAUCAAGCUAAAGCGCGAUUUCGAGGCCCUUUUGACCCAUUGCCAGAGGAUCGUCGACUGCGCAGAACGCCAGGAAAGAGUCUGUCACCGAAUGCUGAAGAAUUCGCGUAGCCGCAAGUAUAGGUUGUGCAGACACUAGGAAUGCAAAUUCCUGCCAGCUAUUCCAUCAAACUUUUGGGGAGCGUGUCCAACUUGGGGUGGAGAUGUGGGGGUGACCAACUUUCUAAAACUCAUUUGGCCCGACAUGAAAAUGAGGCAAAGUUUUUUUCAUCAGAGUCUCAGUUUUUCUUGUGUCUCUGCCUCGCGACUCACAACUUUUCCCUGAUGUUCAGCAGGAGGACGACUAUGAUGAUGAUGAUGAUGGCAGGACAGUAACAAGUCAGCUGCAUGUUUAUGAGCACGACAAUGGGUAAAUACAAAUACGGACAUGCGAGAGAAUAUGUUGGGGAAACAUGAGAAAUUGCCAGCGAAAAACUUGAGAUAAUGUAAUGCAAAAAUGGCCCAGGACCAGACGCAACUUUUCCAUAACGCUUUGCCAACUUGGCUCCGUGCUUGUGUAACGUAAUAUUUGUGAGCAUUAUUUUAUGUUUUUGUUUUAUUUUUAUUUUUGCCUCUUGAAAGGGGAAUCCCCGCACUUCGUUAGGGGAACAAGUGGCUGGGAC